CCCUUUCCCUCCUUCACUCCUCCCUGACCCCCAUCCUCCUCCUUCUCUCUCUCUGUCUCUCAUUCCCUCCCCUAAUCUUUACAAUAUGUCUGGCUCUAUACUGAGAGCCUCUAUUAGAGCUGUCGGUGCCAGGAGACGGCUAGUUCCCACAAGAGCAGCUCUCACUUUGACUCCUUUAGCUGUUAACAAAAUUAAACAGCUGCUUCAGGAAAAACCUGAAUAUAUUGGAUUGAAAAUUGGAGUUCGAACCAGAGGAUGCAAUGGUUUGUCUUACACUUUAGAAUACACAAAGGAGAAAAGAGAAUCAGAUGAAGAGGUGGUCCAGGAUGGUGUUCGAAUAUUCAUUGAAAAGAAAGCACAGUUGACACUUUUAGGAACUGAAAUGGACUAUAUGGAAAAUAAACUCGCUAGUGAAUUUGUAUUCCACAAUCCUAACAUCAAAGGAACCUGUGGCUGUGGAGAAAGCUUUCACGUUUAACUGAAGCCAACGGUGUAAACUGAACACUAAUGUGGACGUUGCUAUGUUGAGACACUGACUUUUUUUCAAGCAAUUGAGUGUAGCGGAUUCUUUGUUUUCAUAGGUUUUGAAGGAGAAAAACUGACAAUGCAUUUGACAUUUUGCCAGUAACAGUGAACCUUUCUCCUGAAGCAGAAUUUUGCGCAAGAGGUUGUGGUGUAAGAUGUAUUUAUUUCUUCUGUUCCAUCAUGACAUAACUAAUAUCAUCAGGUUUGUGUAACUGAAGUGUUAGAUGGUGAGAUUAAUACAUUUGUCUGAUUCAGAUAGGUUUAACAUCUUUUUUGCAUCUGAGGGAAGAAAAAUGUUUUUGCUUUUGUUAUCUUCAAAUCCUCUGUCCUCUUGUUUCUGCUUAUCCAUUUAUGGCCAAUGUAAACUGUGCCUAAAGCAGAUAAGUUUGAAAAAGGAAUAAAGGGCUUGUUUCAGCCUU
Molecule: messenger RNA, 944 nt
Organism: Chiloscyllium plagiosum (whitespotted bambooshark)
Lineage: Eukaryota; Metazoa; Chordata; Chondrichthyes; Orectolobiformes; Hemiscylliidae
Product: iron-sulfur cluster assembly 1 homolog, mitochondrial
Biological process (GO): iron-sulfur cluster assembly
Cellular component (GO): mitochondrion; cytoplasm
Molecular function (GO): 2 iron, 2 sulfur cluster binding
Source: RefSeq, a predicted model, not a curated record